Molecule: messenger RNA, 321 nt
Organism: Dendroctonus ponderosae (mountain pine beetle)
Lineage: Eukaryota; Metazoa; Arthropoda; Insecta; Coleoptera; Curculionidae
Product: thioredoxin-2-like
Exons: 1
Coding region: 1-321 (106 amino acids)
Molecular function (GO): protein-disulfide reductase activity
Source: RefSeq, a predicted model, not a curated record
AUGUUUGUGGAAAUCGCAAACAAAGUCGACCUACAGUCCCAAAUAGACAAGGCAGGAAAAGACUUGAUCAUCUUGGAAUUCUAUGCUCCAUGGUGUGGAUCGUGUAAGAUGGUGGAAACUAAAGUGAAUGAUCUGGCCAAAGAACAUGCCACUGUCCCCUUUUUACGAAUCAAUGUGGACGAGAUGGAAGAGCUGGCUGAGGAGUAUGAAGUCACUGCUAUGCCCACUUUCAUUUUCAUCAAGAACAGGGAAGUGUUAGCAACUUUUUCUGGUACUAAGAUGGAUAAAGUCAUCGAUGCUAUUGUUAAAUAUAAACAGUGA